Amoebophrya sp. A120 is the source of this 3574-nucleotide messenger RNA. Lineage: Eukaryota; Dinophyceae; Syndiniales; Amoebophryaceae. The record is from the annotation of a GenBank genome assembly.
CCCUGAUUAUCCUAGCGAUUUUUAGCCUCCUGGUAGUCAAGCUUUGAACCAAGAAAGUUUUGAACCAAGAAAAAUCUCAAUCUUCUUCGAAGAAACGUAAAAAAGGAGUAAGUACCAAUCGAGUAAAGGAAUAAAAGUACAAAAAGUUGUAUUAAAGUCCCCAUUUAUAAUUUUUAUAGUGCCGCUUUUUUGUCCCCGCGUUGGCGGUUUUUGACGAGUCAGAGUAGACCCCAGAGAAGUAUUAAGUAAUGAUUCCGAUUCCUCUAUUGAUUUGUAAAAGCGACUUUGAGCAGUCAGUUUUUGUGUUGAAGUUAGCACGAGAUUGACCCAGAUCCGGAAAGUCAAAAUGUGGCGCGUUCUCACUAAACUCCUGCCUGUGGCGUUACCUGCCGCGGCGCUUGGUCCCUGGCAGGACCCAAACUUGCCCGACCUGUGGGCCAAGAUGGUGGUAGCGUCGGAAGUUUGUCCGGGCGAUGUCGCAGCAGCAGCGCCGACCGCAGCAGCGCAGAUGGGCGAGAUACUGGGCCCCGCCAGGGUCCACGAGAACGCGUGGAGGGUAGACAACAAGCGGGAAGUGGCACAAGAAGGGGACAGGACUGCAGAGUUUUGCAACGACAUGGCGGUUGAGAUUGCAGAGACAGCCAGCACAGGAUUUUACGAAGCAUCAUUGGGCCCAAUAUUUUUGCGAGAGCUGCAAGCAGUACGCCUUGCAUGCGGGGGGCCGCGCGCCUCGCGUGCCGACGAUUACAAGGUGAGAUUGCAGGACAGGCUUGGGCUCGGCCCCGAAAUGUACGAGGAAGCCGAUACUGAAGCGGAAAGAAUCAACGCCCACUACUGGUCGCGUGACGAAAGGCAACUCGGCCUUAGCUGCGGCCGAGAAGAGCCGAGCGUGUUCCGAAGAGUCGCGGCGCUGGUCAAGUCACGUCGGUCCUCCCCCACCCGUGCCGCUCGGCCGGAACAGUCUCUUGGUACCGGUCAACAGUCUCCCAGUGUCCCUACACAGAGCUUGCCGAAACAAGUAGAACCGCAUGCACGGGUGUCUCGUGUCGCUCCGCGGAGAGUGACUGGCGUUCCACACGUUGUUGGCGGAGCACCUACAACUUCGUUGGGCCAUGGUGCGAGAUCGAGGUGGAGGUCCCGAACGCCGCGUCGCGUUGCCGGUCACCGACAGGCCUCCGGUGCCCCUUCACCGCCAUCUGCGCGUUCUACUAUUGUUCCUACUGCACCACGGGCAAGUAGUGCUGGGCCUGGGCGACCCCCUCUGUCCGAUGGUUCCGUGGUUGUCCAAGAUGUCCCCGCAGACGGAAACUGCGCUCUUCAUGCGAUCUCGUUGCAGCUCCCGGAUGUGCCAAGCGCAAGCACACUGCGCGGAGACUUGGCCACGGUGAUCCGCAAUAUGAACGACACCUCUGCGAGUCAAUUUUUCGGAGACAAGAUGGGCAUUCACACCGCCGCCGAAUUCCGAGACACGCGCAUCACAGAUAUACUAGAUCAGCGGAACGAGACUUCCUUGUACCAACGGGAAGCCAUAUGCAGACAUAUCGAUACGUACCAUCUCGAUUAUCAAACACAACGCGCGUGCAAACCUGAAGAAGACCUUCCGCAGUGGUUCGAGCAAAAUGAUUUCUUCAACUUCAUCGCCAACUACAUCGAAUUGGAGAUAAGUGACAGAUCUUUCGCGUUUCUGGACGUGUGGGAAGUUGAGAUAGUAGCUAAUUUGUUACACCGCAGAAUCCAUGUGUACGAGCUGAAAGAGCCGGGUGUGCGUCUGUACAGUGGAAGGGAGCUAGAGCGCGGGCAGCUCGAUUGUGUCGCGGAACUUAACGAGCACGGCGAUGCUGAGGCAGCUAGGGCAAAGCCGAUCGAUUUGCUCUUUGUCGGAGGCCAUUACAUGGCGCUGCGCAAUCCCAAUGAUUACCCUGCAGUGACUAGUAAUCCCUUGGUGCAGGGACAACAACCUCCAAGUCCCGCAGUGCAGCCGAGUAGACCACGUGAUAGUGCAACUACAUCACAGUCAACAAUAAGGGCACAGGAAAUAGCCGAAAAAGUUGCCCUCGACCGCCGUUUUAAAAAACAGUUCUUAGAUAUGAUCUCCGGAAAGCUUUGGAUCCGGCACGACCCCCCCAGAGGUGCAGAACAACUAUGGGGGGUAGGACGAUACUACCCGCAAGGGGACGCCACCAGAAUUUUCGAAGUAACAGAGAGGGGCGUUUACGUUUCGGGCGGACAGCGCAAACGGACACUGAAAGUGUUGGGGGAGUGGUUCACCUUCGACAACAAUGGACGCUGGCACCGCAUGAAACGUUGAUCGCUCUUGUUAAUACAAGAGUCGUAUAGAAGUAUACGUCGUUCCGCUCAAAACGGAGAAGACAAAGUGGACAAGGCGAACGAACUGGAUUGAAUGAAAUGGAUAAAAAACUUUUAUAUGAUACAGGAGGAAGGAGGCGCGUGAGAAGGCGAGACCAGAACAACACAGGCAUGUUGAUCAGUAGAGAUCAUGUAGUCACUCAUCUCCGCUGGCUUGUGGUUGUGCCUGCUACUUCGAUAGUGGUAGUAAGUACUUCCACAGCACCAGCUGCAGCAGGGGAGAAGACCUAAGAGAGCGUCACGAGUUCGUACAGGAUUUUUACAGAUAAAAACCAUAACGCAUAAAGUAGGAACAAAUUACUUACUUAAGUAGUUCUUCCACAGUUUCUUUCUAGCUCUUUAUAUUUCAAUGCGAAAUCAUGAUUCUACUGUUGGAGUACAAAUAGAGUAGUAAGUAAAACAGCCAUGAUCCUCUUGAACCUACAGGUUGAGUACAAGUAGAGUAUCAAGUAAAUAUGCGAUAGAGCAAAAACUGCAUGGCACAUGCAAAGCUGCUGAUAUUGCACAAGAGUCGGACCCCUGUCGGUGCGGGGGCACCGGCGUGAGACUAGAAAAGAGUAGACUUCUACCUGAGGGACCGCUCCGGUCGUUGAGGUAGUAGAAGUAAAACUAAAACUAAAACAGUCAUCAGACGGUAGAGACGACAAAAAAACAAAAAGAUGAAGAAGAAUACAGAGUAAAGAGCCCGAAUGUUGUUGUUGACUGAAAGCGUGCAGUAGAGAGCUAGCUGACAGCAACACCAACAGGGAAGUAUUUAUUUAGGCAUUACAUUGUUGAAAUAGAAAUUCAGUAUCACUUGGAACUUACCCCCCUACCCCAUACAAGAAGCCUGAAUUGGUUCUAUUUUUGGAACAACAGGCAUAUAAUUACAGGUGGAGAAGAACAAUACCUCUAUAGAAAUUGUUACGCACAACUCUACGAGCAGCGCCUCCACCGGUAUUAAACUCAAGCAAAAGGAUGACAUUGCCUCUGUCGUGGACCUUUUUGCGCAAAGAAUUUCGGCGCUAGGUCCUCGCGUUUUUCUGAAUCAGUACCUUGGUCCCACCAACUACGCUGUCGCUACGAAGCUGGACUCCACCCCGGCGUUGCAGUGAGCGUGGUUUACCUAGUUCUGAUUCAUCUCACAGCGGUUUUUUGUACCCGCCCAAAGACCAGCACCAGCACACGUGUAUGAUUUAGAAAGGAGGAACCCGAGUAUAGUACAAAU